AUGAAGCGACAGCUUGAGCUGCCCACAUGUGAACCAAGUGGCGGCACUAUACCAGGGGCCAGUUCUGAUUGUGGCGGAGGUCAUGGCAGCGCUAGUGGAGAACGACAGGCAGCUGCUGAGCUCAGACAAGAGGUUGAAGUAGAGCAAACUCUCGGUGGCCAAACUACACUGCCUGGGCUUGCAGGGCCGGCGAACCUGACUGGCCAACAAGCAAGAACAGGUGACUGA
This is a messenger RNA of Protopolystoma xenopodis, 228 nucleotides long. The record is from the annotation of a GenBank genome assembly. Lineage: Eukaryota; Metazoa; Platyhelminthes; Monogenea; Polystomatidea; Polystomatidae.